AUGUUCUCGCCAGCGCCAGCGAUUCCGAGCAGGAACGCCGCUCGGCGUCCUGCCAUGAACGACCGUGCUCUACCGACCUCCCAUUCAGCCCGUCCUUAUAUGACUUCGGCGCCGACCCAUCAGGUCAACCGCAGCAUUAGCGAUGUAUUCGAACCAGCACUUGAUGGACCGCCGUCACCAGAGAGCAUCCGAGCCUUCAGUAAACAAAUGAAACGAGCCUCGAACGUCGACAAGCGCCGCAGCGCAAUGACAACAUCGUCGGGGUCCUCCUCGCGCCGUUCGACUUUGUCAGACAGAAGAUCGUGGGACCGCGGCUUGGAGAGUCUGAGCUUGUCGAGGGAAUUAUCAGAACGGUCGACAUCGGGCGGCAUGCCUCCUCGCGAUCGCCCUGAGAGCAUGCAGCUCUUCGGGAAGGCUAUUUUCAACCGUCGAGGUAAACUGCGGAGGGAAACCAGUGACGAGGGCCCCUCCAGCAGCUCGUUAUUAUCCUCGGCUGAACCGCCAAUGGAUUCCGGAUCUGCCUUGCCGAGAGAUCAACGGUUCAUUCAGGCCAUGUUUGCACGACGGAGGACCAUGAGACCAGAGGCUGGAGAGUCCCAAAGGAAGCUGCAGAUAUCAGGUCCGUACAACUUCCAGCACGUGUCACACGCGCAAAAGGAGAGCCUGCCGAAUCUCGAAAGUGUCAGCCGUAGGGAAUUGGCGUCCGAACUAUCGAGCAUGCGACCCCGAAGAACAACGGACGCGUCCAUAAUCAGCAUUCAGCCAGAUCAGCUGCGCAUUACAGGCCUCCCGUCGGAUGUCCUCCGUGCCCAGCAAGAUCCAUCAGUCGGGUUGAAUGCUGGGCCGUCUGCGCAAGACCAAGUGAAUAUUGCCCAAUCGCGUCAGAAGACAUUGCCGCCUACACCACCGAGUCCGAGGCGGUUCACCAGGCGCAUCCCGUCCCUAGACAACAUCCGCCGUUCACCACCCCGGCCGCCGAGAUCUCCCACUUCUAAUGCACAAGCGUCGCCGGUUUCUCCACCCCCAAGGACAUCGAGCCGAGCGUCCAUGCGGUAUGACGGGUUUGAUCCUCUGUCUACUACGACGCUAGAGCGCCCUAUGACGAGCGCCGGCUUUCGUCAACCACAGCCGUUCGUGCCGCCGUCACCCGAAGCUUCACGAGACUCAGAUACCCCGGAGCAAGACACAGUUGACGACUUUGUAUUUUCUCACGCUAUCUCGACACCUGACGACGUGGCAUGGCCGCUGACUAUGACCGGAUUCCCUUUCCCUUUAGCUGACGUCCCCGAGGAAGAGGAGUUAACAAGGCCGUCUCGAAUGAGCAUCACAAGCAAUCACUCUUCCCUCAGAGGCAGUGUCUCUGUUCCGCUACUCCGGCAGAUGUCUCUAACACAGACAGCCCAGCGGCCUCCUAGUAGUGCCUCGGAGACUUUGGGCAGGUUUGACCUGUUUGCAGCUCAACGCGCGCUACAGGCCGGCAUUUGCGAAGAGGAUGAAGUCGAAGACCUGAUGCGUGACAACUGGGAAGACGACAUUGAUUACUGUUAUGAUCAUGCGGCGGAGGCUGAUUGUGAAUACGCCUGGGAACGACCUUCGUGUGACAUGACACGAGAAGACAGAUGCGACGAUAAUGGGGCCGUCAGAAGUCGCAUGGAUCCAAGGGGCAGUUCAUGCCCGGUCUCAUCCAAGAUGCUGUCCCCUGUGGGCAUCGACGUUCCCGCGUUGAGCCCUGCGAGCCAGUUCUCCAAUGGAACACAGCAUGAAGCCGUGACUCCUUCCGCUUUGACAGUCCCGGCGGCUUCAAACUUCUCCCUUCCCAGACGCGACAGUUCGGCUCAACUGAGACGUGGAGAUGAUCAAUCACUUUCCCGCGGGUCUAGUUUCAAGGAGUCGCACGGGUUCAACUUGUCACCCUCGCUCCUGAUACCUAACGACUACCAGCAGCAAAUGCUGCAAUACGAGCGAGAGGAAUACGAGCUUGAUGACGAAUAUCUAUCCUCCCAGUUCGCCAAGAACGUGACACUGCGCUCGAGCGCGUCGACCACGGACUCUACCCUCUCCGAGCAUUCGAUGACCUCGAGUCGCCACAAGUCUAUAGCGUCCACAUCUACCGCAUUCACACGAUGGACCGGCAGCAGCACCUCCAGUUUUUUGCAGGUGCACGUCGAAGACCUGCAAACCAUGGUCUCCAAGCCCCACGUCGACAGCGACCACAUAGCCGUCGCCGCCAAUCUGGAGACCCUGCCCGAAGCCGAAGCCGAAGCUCCCGCUCUGGCUCCCUUCAGCAGGCAGGACUCUACCCGCGAGGCAGGACACAACCGAGCGCAAUCCGAGGCGAACCUGCUCUUCAAGAACAGCCGCAAUGCCACCACCACCACGACUGCCGACGCGAAGCAUUCGCGGGAGCCGGUGAAGACGCGCAGGCGGGCGAGGACCACCAGUAGAAGCCACAACAACGCUGCGCCCCAAUUUGCGCUCUUCCCGCCGGUUUCCAACCGCUUCUGA
Messenger RNA from Anthostomella pinea, 2505 nucleotides. NCBI's taxonomy places the organism in Eukaryota, Fungi, Ascomycota, Sordariomycetes, Xylariales, Xylariaceae. The record is from the annotation of a GenBank genome assembly.